GUGCUGCAGUCGUUACGUACACUGUAAACAGGAAGCGCUCCGUCAGCUGAAGAAGACGGCUUGCUAGCAGAUUUUCUGACCUACGGUGAGAAAUCAUCAUGGGUAAAAGCUGCAAAGUGGUGGUGUGUGGCCAGGCUGCAGUUGGAAAAACAGCAGUUUUGGAACAACUGCUGUACGCCAAUCAUGUUGCAGGUUCGGAGCCCAUGGAGACCCUGGAGGAUAUCUACAUCGGCUCCAUAGAAACCGACCGCGGCACACGGGAGCAGGUGCGUUUCUACGACACCCGCGGACUCCGUGAUGGGAUGGAGUUUCCCCGACAUUACUACACCUUUGCUGACGGCUUUGUGCUCGUCUACAGCAUUGACAGCAAAGAGUCCUUUAAGCGAAUGGAGGCCCUCAAGAAAGACAUUGAUCGUCACAGAGACAAGAAGGAGGUGACCAUUGUUGUUUUGGGCAACAAGCUGGACAAGCAGGACGAGAGGAGAAUUGACUCUAACAUGGCUCAGAACUGGGCGAAGAACGAGAAGGUGCGUCUGUGGGAGGUGUCGGUGGUGGACCGACGCACUCUCAUCGAACCCUUCGUCUACCUGGCCAGCAAAAUGACCCAACCGCAGAGCAAAUCCACGUUUCCUCUCAGUCGCAACAAGAACAAGAGCAGCGGGUCGACAGACAGCUAAAAGGCCAGUUACAGCUUAGGGGUGUGUUAAAGGGAAUCUGGUUUUAUUCAAAAAUCAAUUUUGAUGUCAUGAGGGAUGAAGAGUUUUAAAAAAGGCAGGAUGAUUGUAUGGAUAUUUAUAUACACUGUUAAUAUAGCAUCUAUAUUUGAUGUUCUGGUGGAAUACUACUUUAAUUAUGACCGUAUAAAUGCUUAUCUUGUUUGGUUUAUGCCCAUAUCGGCUAAGAAAUGGAGAAAUCUAUCGUUUUUCUUUCAGAAUUAAGGUCAAACUUUUUAACUUCUAACAUUAGCAGUCACGUUUGGACUGUAGACUGUGGGCUUUGGACCUACAUAUUGUAGUUCUUGAACUACUGACAAUCAGCGUUUUGAUCUCAGUUCAUGGUCCAGAGCUCAUGUUGCUGGCUGUCUUGAUAAAUUAGGACUUUGCACAAACUUACACUGGCUUGUAUUUUCUGUACACACCGACUGAAUCAGGAACUGGUCACGCAAAUGCUGAAUCUCACAUGUUGUUAAAAGAUCAAUGGCUGAAGAUGCAUCACUGUGCUGCUCGUUGAUGUGGAGAUUUGUUACACUAAACGUGUAUUUGUUGCUGAGCUUUCGACAUUCCCUGCCACAUACAGCCUUCUGCACAAUCUUCUGAGUAUAAGACAUGAAAAGUAGAUUUUUCUGCAGGCUCAGGUGCUACUUUUUUUCUGGUUGUUCCACUUGAAAGACAUCACGAACACAUGUAGCUCAUGUAAUCAGUUACUGCUGAAGUUAUUUUUUACUGAAGUGUAAAGUCAAAGCUAGACGUACGUAUUAGCUGAGCAGCUUUGGAUGUCUGUUUCAUUGAAAAUGGGAACCGUGUUGGUAUUAUCUUCAAAGCUCACGUGUUUGUGCCAGAGUCUAGCAAACGCUAUGUAUCUUACAUGCAGCAGUUUUUUUUAAAUGAAAUAUCAAGCUUUUUAUGUAUAAACGUCCUUGAAGUGUGCUCACUUGAUAUUUGUUUGCAUGUACUGUGAACAAAUUAAAGCCUUUUUUCUGUGCCUGAA
Molecule: messenger RNA, 1707 nt
Organism: Stegastes partitus (bicolor damselfish)
Lineage: Eukaryota; Metazoa; Chordata; Actinopteri; Pomacentridae
Gene: nkiras2
Product: NFKB inhibitor interacting Ras-like 2
Exons: 4
Coding region: 99-677 (192 amino acids)
Biological process (GO): negative regulation of canonical NF-kappaB signal transduction; Ral protein signal transduction
Molecular function (GO): GTPase activating protein binding; GTPase activity; GTP binding
Source: RefSeq, a predicted model, not a curated record